Molecule: messenger RNA, 761 nt
Organism: Lucilia cuprina (Australian sheep blowfly)
Lineage: Eukaryota; Metazoa; Arthropoda; Insecta; Diptera; Calliphoridae
Exons: 2
Coding region: 92-715 (207 amino acids)
Source: RefSeq, a predicted model, not a curated record
UUUCAAGACUCGGCUGAGGAAUUUAUAUACAAAUCUUGGUAAAUUAGAACUCAUCAGUUCUUAACACAACAUUAAGCAAACAACACAAGCAAUGCGGACAUAUCAAAUAUUUGCAAUAUAUCUCAUAUUCAGUCUAACGCCAACAACUUUUGGCAGAAAUACUAUAAAUUUUAAUGAUGUCGAAGAACAAGUACUCUCUAAUACAACACCACGAAAACCAGUUUUAGUUUAUGCCUUCGACAACCUCUCAUCAUUAGGCAAGGAAUAUAUUGCCCGUGGUGUAGAAAUCUCUCGUAAUAUUCUCAAAGAUGAGGAACUCAUCGCAAAUGAUAAACCUGAAGUAGAAACAUUUAAAAAUAAUUUAAAACAAUUUGUUGAAAAAUAUGAUAACUCAAGGAGAGACGUGCAGGAUAUCUGGAUUUUAAUAGAAAAUUUUGGUGAUAUUUGGCAAAAAUAUUAUAAAAUGCCUGAGGAUGAGAAGUCGCCAGAAGCGAAAUUUAUUUUGGAUAUAUUAAACAAAUACGGUUGUGAAAGUAACAAUAGAGAAUUUAUUAAUAAAUUCCAUGUAUUUGCCGAUGGUUUUAUUGCGAAAUUUGAAGAGUCUAAGGAUCAGAUGGAUAAAGGUUCGGUGGCAUGGUUGGAAGAGUUUAAGGCCUCAACUGAAUUUAGCAAAAAAUUUGCUGCAGUCCUGGAAUAUGUUAUAAUAAUGGGUUAAUUUGUCAUAAAAAUAUGUUUGUGUGUUAAUAAAUGGAAAAGUUUAA